AUGAUAAGAAAAGAAGUAAAAAAUAAAGAAACUAUCAAGAUGCUAUAAUAAUAAGCACUAUCGGAGGUCCUUUUAUCUGGGUUUAAGAUAGAUUUUAAAGAACUCAUAAUUUAGAUUACCCACAUCAUAUUAUCACUAGAUCAUUUUAUAUCUUUUUGGACCCUAAUUUUCUUCACUGGCUAGUAUGUAUAUUUAAUUGAAAAAAAUUUAUCAGUUUCUAAAUUAUUGUAAAGUUAUAAUGAU
This is a messenger RNA of Paramecium sonneborni, 243 nucleotides long. The record is from the annotation of a GenBank genome assembly. Lineage: Eukaryota; Ciliophora; Oligohymenophorea; Peniculida; Parameciidae.